This is a messenger RNA of Trichosurus vulpecula (common brushtail), 6437 nucleotides long. RefSeq names its product zinc finger and BTB domain containing 39 (gene ZBTB39). The record is from RefSeq and is a predicted model, not a curated record. Gene Ontology annotation, molecular function: protein binding. Lineage: Eukaryota; Metazoa; Chordata; Mammalia; Diprotodontia; Phalangeridae. The transcript is spliced from 2 exons. Bases 260 to 2404 code for a protein of 714 amino acids. Gene Ontology annotation, biological process: regulation of immune system process; negative regulation of transcription by RNA polymerase II; regulation of cytokine production.
GGGCCGGCACCGAGCUCGGCGAGGCGGAUGGAGAGUCUGGCCGAGGCCGGCGGUGCCGCCUCCUCGUCGGGCUGGGGACGGCGGGCCGAGGCCUUUGUGUGAGGAGGAGGAGGCGGCGGCGGCGACGGAGGCGGCGAUGGUGCUCUGGACCCCGCGGAGCCGGAGCCCAUUGUCCUGCAGACGUUUGGAAAUCUAUCUCCUCAUGUCAUCCACAGAUUAAUGGUGCUGAUAAGGUCGAAACUUUAUAGGAUCUGCUAAAAUGGGCAUGAGGAUCAAACUACACAGCACCAAUCACCCCAACAACCUACUGAAGGAGCUCAACAAGUGCAGGCUCUCAGAGACCAUGUGUGAUGUUACCAUUGUGGUAGGAAGCCGCUCGUUCCCGGCUCACAAGGCUGUGCUUGCCUGUGCAGCAGGUUACUUCCAGAACCUUUUCCUGAAUGCCGGACUAGAUGCUGCCAGGACCUAUGUAGUGGACUUUAUCACCCCAGCCAACUUUGAGAAAAUCUUGAGCUUUGUCUACACAUCAGAACUCUUCACUGACUUGAUCAAUGUGGGUGUCAUCUAUGAGGUAGCUGAGCGCUUGGGCAUGGAAGAUCUCCUCAAGGCUUGCCACUCCACUUUCCCUGACCUAGAGAGCACAGUUGUGACUAAGCCACCCACCAGCUCCAGUGAAGGCCGUUCUAGCACCCAAAGCAGCACUUCAGCCGAACCAGCUCAUUCCCUUGGAGAACUCCGAAGUGUUGGAGACCAGUUUGGUCCUGACAGGAAUUACAUCUUGCACAGUGAUGUUGGGAUAAACUAUAAAGAGGAGAGAAACCCUUCCGGUGACAGCAACCACAGCCUGCCUCUGUUACACCAGCCACCACUAUCUAAGACAGAAGAGCAUGACGCCCCUGUCUCGUUCACUUCAGUUACAAGCAUGGUAGCUCAGCCAGGCCUUGGUACCCUCAGUAUAGGCACACCAGCUAAUUCGAGCUCCUUCCAGCCUUUCAAGGUUCAGAGCAAUGGGGACUUUGGCAAAAAUAGCUACUUUACCCCUGAUAACCCAUUGGAUAUCUCCACAGGGAGUAACUCCUGUCCAAGCAACAGUGACCACUCCAAAGAUCAGGGGUUUGGGCAAAUGGAUGAACUGCAGUUGGAGGAGCUUGGGGAAGAUGACUUGCAGUUUGAAGAUCCUGGAGAAGACCUAGUUCCAACAGAUGAAGUGAUAGAGUUGAGUGACGACAGUGAGGAGGAGCUAACAUUUGGAGAAAAUGAAAACCGAGAGAGUAAGGCCAUGCCCUGCCAGGUGUGUAAGAAAGUGCUAGAGCCCAACAUUCAGCUGAUCCGGCAGCAUGCUCGGGACCAUGUGGACCUGCUGACGGGCAACUGCAAGGUCUGUGAGACCCACUUCCAGGACCGAAACUCAAGGGUUACCCAUGUCCUGUCUCACAUUGGCAUUUUUCUCUUUUCCUGUGAUAUGUGUGAAACCAAAUUCUUCACCCAGUGGCAGCUGACCCUUCACCGAAGGGAUGGAGUAUUCGACAACAAUAUUAUUGUUCAUCCCAGUGAUCCACUACCUGGGAAGCUUGGUCUUUUUGUGGGGGGAACUAGCCCAGAGCUAAAGUGUGCUGCUUGUGGGAAGGUAAUGGUCAGAGAUUUCCACAUGGUACGGGGUCACAUUCUAGACCACUUAAACUUGAAGGGCCAAGCCUGUAGUGUUUGUGACCAGCGCCACCUCAGUCUCUGCAGCCUCAUGUGGCACACUCUUUCCCACCUGGGCAUUUCUGUCUUCUCAUGCUCUGUCUGUGCCAAUAGCUUUGUAGACCGGCACCUCUUGGAGAAGCACAUGGCUGUUCACCAGAGCCUGGAAGAUACACUCUUCCAUUGCCACUACUGCAGCCAGAGCUUCAAGUCAGAGGCUGCAUACCGAUACCACGUCAGCCAGCACAAGUGCAGUGGAGGAAGCAGCCUUGACUCAAGAUCUGGUUUUGGAGAUCGAUUACAGCAUCCGGCUUUUCAGAAGCGGAAAUUGCCAUCAGAUGAGUUCCUGAGUGAGGAGCUGGCCCUGCAGAGCCAAUCUGGGAAUAGCAAAUAUAGCUGCAAAGUAUGUGGCAAGAGGUUUGCUCACACAAGUGAGUUCAACUACCAUCGGCGAAUACACACAGGAGAAAAGCCCUACCAGUGCAAGGUGUGCCAUAAGUUCUUCCGUGGCCGGUCGACCAUUAAAUGCCACCUGAAGACACACUCGGGUGCCCUCAUGUACCGCUGUACAGUCUGUGGCCACUACAGCUCCACCCUCAAUCUCAUGAGCAAGCACAUAACUGUGCAUAAGGGCAGCCUUCCACCUGACUUCACCAUUGAACAGACAUUCAUGUACAUUAUCCAUUCCAAAGAGGCGGAGAAGAACCUGGACAGCUGAUUGGGCUACAUUAGACCUGAGGGCCUGGUCCCAAAAAAGUAGCCAGGAUGUUGCUUUUCCAAUGGCCUGACUGAAGUUACAAUUUGCCUUGCUAGGAAUUCCAAUUCACGUUGUGUUAAAGAAAGAAAGGAAAGAAAUAGCACACAAACUGAGAAAUCAUUUUUGAAAAGCAAUGACCCUACCAUGUUUACCUCCACACCUGCUCGUGGCUGGCAGAGGCCACGUUUUUGGUUCUUUGGGGAGCUGGGAUUGUGAUCUAGUAACAGAGACUGGAAUUGAUUUCAACUAGGUCCUUACUCCCCAGACUCCCUAGUUUUAGUUCACUGUUAGGUUUUAUGCUGCUAAGAAUCCAACCCACAGCCUCAAUGAAAAGGGGAGGUGAGAAGAAGUCUUCAAACUGCUUUUUAGUUUCACUGUAGGCAUUACGACAGCUCUGUGGCCUCCAGCAGGAUUAACCAGUUCCAAAGAUGAUCCCAGAAUUGUGAUCAUUCAGAGAGUCCAACUAGUCUAGACAGCCCACCUCAUAGUUUUGGCCUUUAAGGUGUUGGUGCUAGCCUACCACACAGACUUACCGAAAGUCCCUUUAACUGUUAAAAGUAGUUGGACAGGAUGAAGAACCUUUGAAUUGAAGUGAGGGCUUUGUAUCUAGAAAAAGGAGUAAGACAGAAAGUUUAGAGAUGAUGAAGCCUAGCCCAGAAGGAGUUAACCUGUAGAGUCAUUUGAAACUGGGUGUAGGUGUGGGCAGUAAGGUGGAUUUCUUUCCUCCUCAUUUCCAAAGAAAAAUGGUUUUAGGGUGUGCCAGCCAAGGCUUUGAGGACUUCCCCAAGGGGACAGGGGUAGUGAACCACCCUAAUGUAAACAUCUGUCACUCUGUUCCCCUCUAUCCAUCCAUGGGUAUUAGAGGGUGAACCUUGGACACCCUGGGGGAGAGGUUGUAACAUUUCUUUCAGCAGUAAUCUUGCCUUAAUUUUCACCCAGUCUCCCACCCAAAAAGUGUAUGUCUUGGCCCAUAGUUAAGAUGGGAAAAAAAACCCUGUUGUGAUGGAGUGGUUGGUCCUGGGAGUCCUUCAGAGUUGAUGGGACCAGUUAAUAAUAGUGGCAUUUCAUUGGUGGGGUGUGAGUUUUUACUGUCUGUUUUAAUCAGGUAACGGUUUUUUUGUUCUGUUUCUUUUUACAUGCACUAACAGGCAGGAGGCAAGCCGUGCUUUAAUAGCCCACCUUUUACUUGCUGGAAUUCAUCCUGGUUUGUCUGUGUGUCACCCCUAGGGGGUACUAUUGGAUGGACCUAACCAGUCCACAGGAACUGGCUGAUCCUCUUUUUACUUUGUUUAUGAAAGGGUCAUGCCCAAAGAAGGAGGGAGGGAGAGAGGGAUCCCUCUGAACUAGAUCUAGAUCACAAGGUAGCACCCUCAACCAGAGUUGCCCUCAGUAACUCAUACUACCUCACCCAGAGCAAAUGCGCUGGGAGCUCACAGCCACAGCCCCACACACUGCCACCUGUGUGAAUUUGGCAAUGCCCAGUGCCAUUUCACAAGCAAGUGAUUUUAAUUAACCCUCAAAGCCUUUUGAAACUAUAAUAUUUAUUAUUUUUGUAUGCAGAUCAUCCAGCAUCCACUUUGUAUGACAGAUUUCUGGAAAAUGAGGUUCCCAGCAGUGAGUGUCCCAGGAGAUAAUUCUGAACCAGGGAUUUUGGUGAUGGGCACAAUCUAGCCAAGAACAAGCCAAAUAGACCUUAACCUAGCUAAUCUGUACUGAGAGGUGCCCUCCUCUCACAGAUGGGGGAAUCAUUUCCCUUUCCCCAAACAGAUUCCUUACUAGGGUAAUAAUCCUAGAGUGCACUUUCAAGAAUGGCCUAACCUCCUAGGAGUCUGGGAACAAAGAACACCCUAAUAAUGGAAACUUGUGAACUUCCUAAUUCUUUCAUCCCUCUUCCCAAAUUCCCAGGCAGAGUUAUCUGAGAGGUUUCUAAGGAAGGCAGGGGACCAGGUUCAAUAGGCCAGGAUUUCUUGGUGGACAGCUUUGAACCCCUUCCUAAAUUAGGAAAUUGUCCUUUUCUUCUUAAUAAAUAGCAAGAUGGGCAAGCCAAAGUUCCCCAUCUAUUGACUUGCUGAUGCUUUGCCUCAAGGUGCUGUUGUCUCUUAACUGGAGCCCCUUUUCUAGUGCUGAAACAGUGAAAGCGGUAUCUUACUCAGAAGCAGAACAACUCUUUUCUCUAUAGUGUCUGUUCAGGCAGAUGGGAUGUGGUGGUGAGGGGACAUGAACAGGAGCCAUUGUAGGUCCACUUUCUACCAUCUACCACCAACCUGUUUGAGUCUUACUUGAAAGACUCACUAUGAAAAUUGUACUGGUGCCUCUUUCUUGUUGACAGGCCCUUCCUUUUCCCCUUCCCCUUCAUCAUUAUAAAUAUAAAAGGUUAACUUGAUAUAAAAGUUACAGAUGGUCAGGCAUCCACCAAACUUGCCUAACCUGAGUAAGUUUCUCUCCCUGGUAUGCCCUACCUCUCCCCUGACCCCCACUCCCAACUCCAAGCUGCAGUUGGAAAAGUAGGUGAUUCUUAGAUGGCAGGAUUUAGAAGAAGCAAUAUUAAUUAGGGCCUAGUCAAAGGGGCAUGCUAGAGAAAUCCCUUUUUUGUAUCCAAGAGCUUUUUGGGUGCUGAGUGGUCUGUGAAUUUUAACUGAAGCUGUGAAGUUUUUGUUUUCUUUUAGUAAACCAAAUAAAAACACACCCCAGAAACUUUUCCCCUAAAACACUAAGCAAAAGACUGUAGUCCCUUAUUCCUGGCCCAAAGCCAGGAGGAAAAACCACCCCCACGGCAUUCCUCCCCUACUGAAAGGGUGAUAUAUGUGUGCUCAGUCCCAGUCAGACAUGUAGCAGCACCAGUAACUAGUGAGGCUUCUUAACCAAAUCACUAUGCUCUGUACUCACCCAUAUUCAUUUUUGGACCUCUUCUUUUAUGUUUGGGGCUUUCUAUUUCCUCUCCCUGCCAGCUCACCUUAUUCUGAACUGGUUCUCUUUUAACACCAUAGUCUCGUAGCAAGCGAUACUGUAGUAGAAUUUUUUUUUAAUCUGGAGUCUUGUUUAGAGCUUUCGAAUUCAUUUGGUUUUUUAACCCACCCUUUCCCCCUUCUUAGAACACAGUAUUCUGCCCUUAUGUGCUGUCUAGUCUCUCCUUGACGAUGAGUCUCCUCUGUUCUUCCUUAUUCCUGUCCUGCCAACCCAGGGUCUGGGUUCAGAAUUUAAGAAGUCUCCUCAGUUCCCGUAGGUGGUUAGGAAUAGAGACCUGGUCAAGUGAGGCCCUUUUCUGGGAGAAAGGCUCCUGGAGGGUUUGGAAGAGGGUCAGCAUUCUUCCUGACUUCCUCUCCUAAAAUGUACCAGGUACCUUCUCAACAGAUUUUUUUUUUCUUUUCUUUUUUUUUGCUACUGAUGAAUUCUCCCCCAGCCAUUUCACCUGGCCUCUGGUUCCCUAUUCCAUGGGCUGCUCAGCUUUGGAAGUGAAAAAAUGUUAUUUAAAGCUAUUUAUGUAGAUGGACACACUGAAUUUUCUAGAUGGGGGCAAGGGGUCUCGAAUGACAUGGAAACCCCUACACAGCUCUUCUGGCUCUGUCCCUAAAUCAUGUACUGAGAGGAGCACAGAUAGGAAAUAGCAACUCAGUGUUAGUUUCCAUGUGAUUACCCAUUUUAAAGUCAACAUCAGGAUGAAAAUGAAAGUGAAUUUUUGAUUUUGAUGUUUCCUUAAAAUCCUUCCCCUUCCCAGUCCAUCCUUCCUUGCUCCUAUAUCUGAAGGCUCUUUCAUAAAGCAGAGAAGAGUUGUCAUUGACAUCUAACCCCUUUCAUUAAAUUAAUUGUAGGUACUGACCUCCUAAUAUUUAAGUGUUUACUAUCUAUUGCUGUAAAGUUUUGUAUAUUUUGUAAACUUCUUUUCCCAAAUAGUAGAUGUCUAAAAUCGUUGUACAUCUGAUUCUUUUAUACUCCAUUGUUCAGCACAAAGUGUGGUUUUUAUUUAGAAUAAAAAAAAGGAAAUUUGAGGUGUACU